Messenger RNA from Tinamus guttatus (white-throated tinamou), 1718 nucleotides. It is a transcript of the gene FRK, whose product is annotated as fyn related Src family tyrosine kinase. The record is from RefSeq and is a predicted model, not a curated record. Gene Ontology annotation, molecular function: ATP binding; protein tyrosine kinase activity; protein binding. Lineage: Eukaryota; Metazoa; Chordata; Aves; Tinamiformes; Tinamidae. Gene Ontology annotation, biological process: protein phosphorylation.
AUGGGAAACUUCUGUCGGAAGCAUUGCGUCUGCUUGACACCCUGUGUGCCUUGCAUAUUCUCAGGGGCAGAAGAUAGGCCGGAUCCGAAGGGCGUCCUCGUCAUCACCAACCCUGGUGUGGUAGAAGACGUCUUCCAAACAGUGCAUAAAGAUGGAGACAAGAUAAAAGAGAAACCUUUGCCGCCGCUACCCGAGCAGCAUCUGGUGAAUGUUUGCAGAUUUGUUGCGCUUUUUGACUAUGAGGCUCGCACUGACGAGGACUUGAGCUUCCAGGCUGGGGAUAAGCUUCAAGUGUUGGAUGCUUCCCAUGAAGGUUGGUGGUACGCUAGGCUCCUCCUGCCAAAGGGGUCGGUCUCUCCGGGCCGCAAGCUCCAGGGCUACAUCCCUGCCAACUACGUAGCUGCUGAUCAGAGCAUUGAAGCAGAACCAUGGUUUUUUGGUCCAAUCAAACGAGCAGAUGCAGAGAGACAACUGUCAUAUCCUGGAAACCAGGCAGGAGCCUUCCUAAUCCGAGAAAGUGAAAGUCUAAAAGGCGAAUUCUCACUAUCAGUUUUUGAUGGUGAAUCUGUGAAGCAUUACAGGAUCAAAAGGCUGGAUGAAGGAGGCUUUUUCCUAAGCAGACGGAAAACUUUUAAAACUCUGAGUGAGUUUGUUGACUAUUACAGUAAGAACAGUGACGGCCUCUGCGUGACACUUGGGAAACCAUGUCUUAAGGUGCAAAUUCCUUCUACUUUUGAUUUGUCUUAUAAAACUGUGGAUCAGUGGGAGAUAGACCGAAAAUCUCUGAAAUUCUUGAAAAAAUUAGGAUCUGGUCAGUUUGGUGAGGUAUGGGAAGGACUGUGGAAUAAUACCACCCCUGUGGCAAUUAAAACAUUAAAACCAGGUUCAAUGGAUCCAAAGGACUUUCUGAGAGAAGCACAAAUAAUGAAGAACUUGAGACAUCCAAAGCUAAUACAGCUUUAUGCUGUUUGUACUUUAGAGGAUCCAAUUUUUAUUAUUACUGAGCUGAUGAGAUACGGAAGUCUUCUAGAAUACCUUCAAAAUGAUGCAGGCUCCCAAAUCUGUCUGACACAUCAGGUAGACAUGGCUGCUCAGGUGGCUUCAGGAAUGGCUUACCUUGAAUCCCAGAACUAUAUUCAUCGGGACUUGGCAGCCAGGAAUGUUCUUGUUGGUGACCACAAUAUUUACAAAGUGGCAGAUUUCGGGCUUGCAAGAGUUUUUAAGGUAGAAAAUGAAAAUAUAUAUGAAGCUAGGCAUGAAACAAAACUCCCAGUGAAAUGGACAGCCCCUGAGGCAAUCCACCACAAUAAAUUCAGCAUUAAGUCUGACGUGUGGUCGUUUGGGAUACUUCUUUUUGAAAUAAUCACUUAUGGAAAGAUGCCCUAUGCUGGUAUGGCAGGACACCAGGUGAUCCAGAUGCUGGAUAAGGGAUACAGACUUCCUCAGCCAGACAACUGCCCAAAGUUGCUCUACGAUAUCAUGCUGCAGUGCUGGAAGGCGGAGGCCAAGGAACGUCCUACAUUUAAAACCUUGCAGUGGCAACUGGAAGACUAUUUUGAAGUGAAUGGUUCAUCCUAUGCAGAUACACAUACUAUUUUAAAGUGAACCCUGAUGCCAGGGCUGAGGAAAAAACUGAUGAUCAUUUCAAUGAACCUGACUGGAAGGGUUGCUGUGAAAUCAAUUUAACCUCAAAUGUAGAGCAAGCGAUUAUUAGAUGA